Centrocercus urophasianus (Greater sage-grouse) is the source of this 6939-nucleotide messenger RNA. RefSeq names its product nuclear receptor binding SET domain protein 2 (gene NSD2). Gene Ontology annotation, cellular component: chromatin; nucleus. The transcript is spliced from 23 exons. Gene Ontology annotation, biological process: regulation of DNA-templated transcription. The coding region runs from base 220 to 4407 and encodes 1395 amino acids. Lineage: Eukaryota; Metazoa; Chordata; Aves; Galliformes; Phasianidae. Gene Ontology annotation, molecular function: protein binding; histone H3K36 methyltransferase activity. The record is from RefSeq and is a predicted model, not a curated record.
AAAUUUUCAUGGUGCUCAUUGCAAGGCUUCAGACAAUUACUGUGCUACCGUCACUUCAUGGGAGAAAGGGCAGAAUCAUUGGCUACAGUGAAGAGGAAACAAACAAAUUAGAGUGCAUUAAUCUGCAGCAGUGAAUAUUAUGUAGAACCAGAGGAUCCAGGUCCUGAAGCUCAUGGUGCAAGGAGCAGAGCAGUGUAAGACUGGAAACAUCUGGGCUGGAUGGACUUUAGCAUCAAAAGAAGUUCUCAACUUUUAACUCGAAAAAUUAACUACUUAAAAAUGAAGCAAGUACCAGAGAUCCUUGGAAAUACCAAUGGGAAGACUCAGAAUUGUGAAGUGAAUCGUGAGUGUUCUGUCUACCUGGGCAAAGCACAACUUUCUGCCACUCUGCAGGAAGGUGUCAUGCAAAAAUAUAAUGGCCAUGAUGCUCUUCCAUUCAUCCCAGCUGAUAAGUUGAAAGAUCUGACUUCUCGUGUGUUCAAUGGUGAAUCCGGGGCCCAGGAUGCCAAGCUGCGCUUUGAACCCCAGGAAAUAAAAGGAGUUGGAACACCACCAAACACUACUCCUAUCAAGAAUGGUUCUCCAGAAAUCAAGCUGAAAAUCACUAAAACCUACAUGAAUGGAAAACCUCUGUUUGAAUCUUCCAUUUGUGGAGACAAUGGUGCAGAUGUGUCACAGUCAGAGGAAAAUGAACAAAAACCAACAAACAAGGAGAGGAGGAACAGAAAAAGAAGCAUAAAAUAUGACUCCUUACUUGAGCAGGGUCUUGUUGAAGCAGCGUUGGUGUCAAAGACUUCAAGCUCCCCUGAAAAUAAGGCUCCUGCUAAGAGAGAUUCAACACAAAGUACCAUCAAAGAUGACAAAGUCCAUCUGUUGAAGUACAAUAUAGGAGAUCUAGUGUGGUCAAAAGUAUCGGGUUUUCCUUGGUGGCCAUGUAUGGUUUCUGCUGAUCCUAUUCUUCAUUCCUACACUAAACUAAAAGGACAGAAAAAGAGUUUUCGUCAGUAUCAUGUUCAGUUUUUUGGAGAUGCUCCAGAACGAGCCUGGAUAUUUGAGAAGAGCCUUGUGCCUUUCAAAGGAAAAGAUCAGUUUGAACAAUUAUGCCAGGAAAGUGCAAAACAAGCCCUCACUAAAGCAGAGAAAAUAAAGAUGUUAAAACCUGUUUCAGGGAAGCUGCGACCGCAGUGGGAGAUGGGUGUUAAGCAAGCAAGUGAAGCAGUAGGCAUGACAGUGGAAGAACGGAAGGCCAAAUACACCUUCAUCUACAUUAGGGACAGACCUCAUCUUAAUCCUCAAGUGGCAAAGGAAGUUGGCAUUGCUGUGGAGCUUUUAGAGGAGGAGGUAGAUGAGUCAUCUUACUCAAAUGAAGAAACCACUGAAAGUCUGAAAUCAGUGAAGGAGUCUGGCAUUCCUAACAAGAGGAGGAGAAGGACAUCAAAAUUGUCUGCCACUGAUGAUGCACAAGAUAGCAGUCAGUUGGAGACUAAGAAUACUACUCCUCAAAAGUCAUCUGAACAGGCUGAGUCCAAAAGAGGGAUAGGCUCCCCUCUCAGUAGAAAGAAAACUCCAGCCUCUACUCCACGAAGCAGAAAGGGCGAUGCAGUAUCUCAGUUUUUGGUCUUUUGUCAGAAGCACAGAGAUGAGGUGGUUGCUGAACAUCCCGAUGCAUCAAGUGAGGAGAUUGAAGAGUUGCUUGAAUCGCAGUGGAACAUGCUUAGUGAAAAACAGAAAGCUCGCUAUAACACAAAGUUUGCCAUAGUGACCUCUCCCAAAUCUGAAGAAGACUCUGGUUCAUCAUUGAAGAAUAUUGGAGAGGCCAAACGUAAAGUGUUUCAAGACUCACCUAAAAGGAGAUCAAGAUCCAGAAGUAACUUACAUGGAAAUAAAAGAAACCAAAAAAAGAGGACAAAGGAACCUACAGAAGAUUUUGAAGUUCAGGAGGCACCUAGGAAAAGACUCAGGAUGGAUAAACAGAAUAAUCGGAAGAGGGAGACAAGCAAUGACAAAACACCAAAAACAAACUCUACUAAGGUCACAGAAACCUCCUCUUCACAAAAGAACCAGUCAGCAACGAAAAAUCUGUCUGAUGCAUGUAAACCUCUGAAGAAGCGAAAUCGGGCUUCAGCAGCAGAAUCUUCAACUCUUGCUUUUAGCAAAAGUUCAUCUCCUUCAGCUUCCUUAACUGAGAAUGAGAUCUUCGAUGGCCCAGGAGAUGAGCGCUCAGAGUCUCCCUAUGAAAGUGCUGAUGAAACUCAGACUGAAGUGUCUAUAUCAUCCAAAAAAUCUGAGCGAGGAACGGGAACAAAAAAAGAAUAUGUGUGUCAGCUAUGUGAAAAAACAGGUGAUCUCCUGCUGUGUGAAGGACUUUGCUAUCGAGCUUUUCACGUGAGCUGCCUUGGGCUCUCUGGAAGACCAGCAGGAAAAUUCGUUUGUAGUGAAUGUACAUCAGGUGUGCAUACCUGCUUUGUGUGUAAAGAGAGGAAGGCAGAUCUGAAGCGCUGUGUUGUAUCCCACUGUGGAAAAUUCUACCAUGAAGCCUGUGUGAAAAAAUUCCAUCUUACCGUGUUUGAGAACAGGGGUUUUCGAUGUCCUCUGCACAGCUGCCUCAGUUGUCAUGUUAGUAACCCCUCCCAUCCACGAAUUUCAAAAGGAAAGAUGAUGCGCUGUGUUCGCUGUCCUGUUGCAUACCAUGCUGGAGACGUGUGCAUUGCUGCGGGAUGUGCAGUCAUCGCUUCCAACAGCAUUGUUUGUACGAAUCAUUUCACUGCCAUGAAAGGAAAAAGUCAUCACGCGCAUGUCAAUGUGAGCUGGUGCUUUGUGUGUUCCAAAGGAGGAAGCUUGUUGUGCUGCGAGUCGUGUCCUGCAGCAUUUCACCCGGACUGUUUAAACAUCGAAAUGCCAGAUGGGAGCUGGUACUGCAAUGACUGCAGGGCAGGGAAGAAACUCCAUUUCCAGGAUAUUAUUUGGGUUAAACUGGGAAAUUACAGAUGGUGGCCUGCAGAAGUUUGCCAUCCGAAAAAUGUUCCCCCAAAUAUCCAGAAAAUGAAGCAUGAAAUUGGAGAAUUUCCUGUAUUUUUCUUUGGUUCUAAGGAUUACUUUUGGACACAUCAAGCACGGGUGUUCCCUUAUAUGGAGGGAGACAGAGGGAGUAGAUACCGGGGGAUUAAAGGAAUUGGAAAAGUCUUCAAAAAUGCUUUGCAAGAAGCUGAAGCUCGAUUUCGAGAAAUAAAGCUACAGCGAGAAGCCAAAGAAACCCAAGAAAGUGAACGUAGACCUCCACCAUACAAGCAUAUUAAGGUGAAUAAACCUUGUGGUAAAGUGCAGAUAUAUACUGCUGACAUUUCUGAGAUUCCCAAGUGCAACUGCAAACCCACAGAUGAAAACCCUUGUGGCUUUGAUUCUGAGUGCCUCAAUCGGAUGUUGAUGUAUGAAUGUCAUCCACAAGUUUGUCCAGCAGGAGAACGAUGCCAAAACCAGUGCUUUACAAAACGUGAAUACCCUGAGACAGAGAUCAUCAAAACAGAUGGGAAAGGAUGGGGUUUGGUUGCAAAGAGGGACAUUAAAAAGGGAGAGUUUGUGAAUGAGUAUGUUGGUGAGCUCAUUGAUGAAGAAGAAUGUAUGGCAAGAAUCAAAUAUGCACAUGAAAAUGACAUUACUCACUUCUAUAUGCUUACUAUUGAUAAGGACCGUAUUAUUGAUGCUGGCCCCAAAGGGAACUAUUCUCGUUUUAUGAAUCACAGCUGCCAACCAAAUUGUGAAACUCUGAAAUGGACGGUAAAUGGAGAUACUCGUGUUGGCCUGUUUGCUGUGUGUGAUAUUCCUGCAGGGACAGAGCUGACUUUCAAUUACAACCUUGACUGUCUGGGCAAUGAAAAAACAGUCUGCAAAUGUGGUGCCCCAAACUGCAGUGGAUUUCUUGGGGACAGACCAAAGAAUUCUUCCACUAAUGCCUCAGAAGAAAAAGGCAAAAAGACCAAAAAGAGAACACGGAGGCGUAGAAUGAAAAAUGAAGGGAAGAAAGAAUCUGAAGAUGAUUGUUUUCGUUGUGGUGAUGGAGGCCAGCUGGUGUUGUGUGACAGGAAAUCUUGUACUAAAGCCUAUCAUCUCUCCUGUCUUGGUUUAGUGAAACGUCCUUUUGGGAAGUGGGAGUGUCCUUGGCACCACUGUGAUGUUUGUGGCAAACCUUCUGUUUCAUUCUGCCACUUCUGCCCAAAUUCUUUUUGCAAGGAACACCAAGAUGGGACAGUACUAAAUUCUACAUUGAAUGGACAGUUAUGCUGCUCUGAACAUGUUCUCGGGGUGGAUUCUGUUGAAACUCAGAAGACUGAGAAACCCCGCAAAAAACUGAACAAGUUGAAGCCUAAGAGAAAGGAGAGGAGCAGAUGGAUGAGAGCCGAAUGCAAAUAGUCAUGGACUGCAGUUACUACUGCCAACACUAUCUUGUAGAUAAGUUGUGAAUAUUACCAGGGAAGGACACAAUUUUACAUAUAUUCUGUAAAGGUUACGGGGGGGAGGGGCGGGGGGGAUUUUUUGUUUUGUUUUAUUUUGUUUUUGUUUUGUUUUAUAAAUCCACUGAGCCAACCACAGCAGUCUUCUGCUGCUUCUGCACUGAUAACGAACUACAUAGUUCAGAAAAUUUCAGGACAAACCAAACUUAUUACUCAGCAUUACAGUUACACUUGAAUUGUUACGAAUGUAUAAGGUUCCCUCCAAUCUUCUUUCAGGUUGGAGGUAGGUUAAUAUCAAAGCAAGUAGGCAUAAACAUAGAUUUUGAGAUAGUAUUUGUCAAUCAACAGAUGUUUAAAAUAGUAUAUCCUUGAAAGAAGAUAUUAGCUCUUGAGUCCUUUUAAGUGAGAAAUGGCUUGGUCUGUGGUCCCAAUGAGAUUUACUUGCCUUGUGUGUUUUUGAGCAAGUGCUUGGAUGCCAUUCAUGACCCAGGUGCAUAUCUGACAAUAACCACACACAGAACAAUUUGUGCUCUUAUGAAAUAACUCUCCAGCGAUUCUUAACCCGUAUUUUUCAGUAUCUUCCCACUGAGAUUUAUGGUACGUGGUGGGAAAGGCACUCCCUGUACCAGAGAUGGGAAAUCUUGCACUGUAAGAGACCUUUUUCUAUACUAUUUUUUCCUGUAUUUCAUUCCAGCAGAAUAGAAUUGAUUUGAUCUUGCAGAGCUGUACAGGACUGGAUUUAAAGUCUUGCAAUCUAGGCCCAGUGCCCUAGGAUUUUUUUGUUGUUGUUUUAGUAAGAAUAAAUAAUACCAAGCCUACUGUUUGGAGAAAAAAUGUUUCUUUUCUCAAUGCCAAACAAUGCAGAGGCAGACAUUUCUUUGGAAUUCUGGGAUUCCAGGCAUUGCAACUUUGUGGUAAUGCAAAAAAUGCCCAAGGAGGAACAAAAAAGAAAACCAUGGAUGAGACAAUGGAACAGAAGGUGAAGCUUGACUAGCUGCCCAAGUGCCAAACAACUAAUUAAAAGUGAAGGCAAUUUUUGGAAAAAAAAAAAAGCAUAUGAGGAACAGUUUUAACAUGAAGUUUAGCCUGACUCCAUUCCUUUUUGUACAGUUUAUGUAGAACUGGCUACUUGACUUGGCAGGCAGCUCAAAAUCAUUCUUGAGUUUUUUUAGGAGCUGUGCUCUUGACUAGCUGAUGACCAGUGUGUUGUGUCAGCAAAGCUGCUUUGAGUUCUUUGCUCCCAUGGGGUUUUCCUCUUGCAGUGAGAUAAAAACACAAGAUUUAGUUUUAAUGGAAAUAAUACUAGAACUAGGAAAAAAUGGUAGAGAAAAAUGUCUUUACCUGUUUCUUCCCAGUGCGUGUCAUUGGUGUGUGACUGAUUAGGCAGUGUUUUGACUUGUGCCAUGUUAUCCAGCCUAUGUAAACAGAAUGUGUGCCUUCAUUGAAGAAUUUGUGCAUGUUCUAGCUUAGUUUCCCUUUGGUAGUGCAGAAACUCUGUGUAGCCAUUUUGAAAUUGAAGCCUUGCUAUAUCAUAAAAUGUAAGUUUCUUUCCAAACGUUUUUUCUUCAGAAUUUGAUUACAGAUUUAGAUUUUGGAAUUACUGAAAUCCCCACUUGUUCCCAACACUUGAAACUUUGGUGUUAUUAGGAGUUAUUAACUGAAACAGAUUUUAAAUGCAGCCUUGUCCUUGUCCUGAACUCCUCGAUUUCUAUUUUGUAAGCAAACAGAUGUGUUUUUUUCUUUUAACCCAUUCUAUAAACACUGUUGGAAAGUGUUGGGUUUUUUUCCCCAAAAUAAUUAUAUAAUAAUAAUUAUGGAUAAAACAGCUCAGUUCAAAAUGGGGGGAAAAUGUUUCAUGUUUGUGUCUUUAAACUGGUACGCCAAGCCUUGCACUCAAGGAAACAAUGAAGAUUUCUUAGUUGAGUUGGAGGGAAAUUUACCCUCUUCUAUAGAUAUUUGUUAUACCAGGACUGAAGCAUAGGCCUGUGCCUAAAAUGAAAACCAAAAAAAUGUGUUGUGUACAUUUCUAUCGCGUCUUCAGGAAAGUGAGAUCAGGUAGUAAAACAGAAAGAUUAUCCUCAUCACUUUGAAACAAAAUGAAGGAACUUUAUGUCAUUGGGACCAUUAUUUGUUUGAAUUCUGUACCAUGUAAGGAAGACUUUAUAAGAAUACCUUUAAAUAAGUUAUUAUAAAAUCUUACCUUUACAUUCCACUGUUUUUAUAAUUUGUUAAAUCUGUAGUUGUUUCAUUGUUUUUUCUCUUCGUACAUAGACUCCGGCACCCUGGAACAGUUACUCCCAAUGUCCUAAUAGGCAGAUUCCCCCUCCUAGAAGCCACCAGCUCCAGUAGUUACUGAUGUCACUGCUGCAGAAACACCAUCGCUUAUCAGAUCGGUCGUGGAGCCUACAGCCCCCUGCCCUCCUCCUAGGUGGGGCCACAAACACAUUUAGUAAGGCAGGAUGCAGGACAGCCACCCCUUUUGUAUCUGUCU